AUGACGGAGCACGGCAUCGCCAUUCCAGCCUCAGAUCAGACGUCGCCCUUUGGUCCACUCAGUAUGCUGUCAGCCUCCGAUAACUGCUCCAGCUCCUGCUCCAGCUCCAACACGUCCACCAUUCCUAGCAUGGCGCAGACUAUUCCACUACCGAGCCCCGACGAUCUUGAGUUUUCCCCGUAUCGACAUCCAGACGACAACUUUCUGCAAGGCUUGCCGGACUUCACUGGUUCACAGUGCGAUACCCCUAAGCAAACCACCAAUUGCUAUAACGCCAUGUCUCCCGAGCUCCACAUCGCUCCAGAGCUUCUCAAUAUAGGGUUCUGCGGAGCACCAUGGGAUCAGCAGCAACAGGAUCAGGAACAAAAUCAAUUUCUUUCCACUCCUAUGCUCUUCGAUGAAGGGCUGCCUUACUUUGGUUUGCUUACCCCUGAUGGUCACCAACCACGCCAUCUGGAUCAACACCAAAACGACAUACCAAUCCCGACCACAAGCAGCAACAAAGCCGAAACUGGCAGCUAUGCGAUUCUUCCACAAUAG
This is a messenger RNA of Alternaria atra, 540 nucleotides long. RefSeq lists its product as uncharacterized. NCBI's taxonomy places the organism in Eukaryota, Fungi, Ascomycota, Dothideomycetes, Pleosporales, Pleosporaceae. Bases 1 to 540 code for a protein of 179 amino acids. The transcript has a single exon. The record is from RefSeq and is a predicted model, not a curated record.